Daucus carota subsp. sativus is the source of this 3971-nucleotide messenger RNA. RefSeq names its product putative pentatricopeptide repeat-containing protein At1g12700, mitochondrial. The record is from RefSeq and is a predicted model, not a curated record. The coding region runs from base 110 to 2719 and encodes 869 amino acids. Lineage: Eukaryota; Viridiplantae; Streptophyta; Magnoliopsida; Apiales; Apiaceae. Gene Ontology annotation, molecular function: protein binding. The transcript has 6 exons.
AUACGUGUUUUUUCUAAAAUGGAACGUUACUUUACAAGCAGCACUCCCCUUUAAAGAAACAGCACAGGAGCAGAGUUUCUAAACACAAAGGCAAGUGCAACUGUGCAAGAUGAAGACGAUGAUAAUGAUAGUGAGGAGGGCUUUCACCACCUGCUUCAAUUCAAACACUCUUCUUCCAUCCCCCAGUCAAGGUACUAAUACUGUUACUGCUACUACUACUAUUACGUUGCUUCGAUUGCAUUCACUUUCUCAGCCAUCCACUUACCCUAACCCUAAUCACAUACCCACUCAUCACACGGAACUUCAACAAUUACUUAACGAGAAAUGUAAGCUUGGUUUUGAUAAGCUGGAUGAUGCUCUUGUUGUGUUUGAUAAAAUGCUCCGUAUGAAGCCUCUUCCUACUGUCAUCCACUUUACUCAACUCUUGGCCGCCCUUGUCAAGACGAAACAUUACUCCGCGGCUGUCUCCGUCUUUUCAAAAAUGUGCUCUUGUAGCAUUCCUGUUAAUAUAAUUACUUAUAACACCGCCAUCAACUGUUGUUGCCACUUCAAACGAGUUGAUUGUGGCUUUGCGCUGUUGGCUGCCAUCUUUAAGCGUGGUUUUGUCCCGGAUGUCGUUACCUACACAACGCUUCUCAGGGGACUCAUUUCCCAGGACAAGUUUCUCGAGGCUGAGCUUAUGUUCAAGAACCUUCUCAAGUGCAAUCAGAUUCAGCCUAAUGCAGUUAUCUUUAACACCAUUAUCAAUGGCCAGUGCAAAACAGGCAACACUUCCCAGGCUGUGAUGUUGCUUAGAUACAUGGAGAACAAAGGUUGUAUGCCGGAUGUAGUAACUUAUAGCACUGUUAUUGAUGGUUUGUCCAAAGACAGAUUAGUUGAUGAAGCUCUGGGUCUUCUUGCCGAAAUGAGUGACAAAAGCAUUCAACCAAGUGUUGUAUCCUAUAACUCAUUAAUUCAUGGUAUGUGCAACCUCAGUCGGUGGGAUGAUAUUAUACAAUUGUUAAAUGAUAUGGACAGACACAAAAUUUCUCCAGAUGAGCAUACCUACAGUAUAUUGGUUGAUGCACAUGCCAGAGAUGGAAAGGUCAAAGAUGCUCAAUAUCUGAUAGAGUUGAUGAUUCAAAGAGGCCAAAAUCCUAAUGUAGUCACCUACAGUGCACUUAUGGAUGGAUACUGCUUGAGAGGAGAAUUGAAUAAAGCGUUAGCAGUGCUCAGAACCAUGACAAGUAAGGGGAUUUUGCCCAACACUCGUACUUAUAGUAUAUUGAUUAAUGGUUAUUGUAAGAAGAUGAAAGUAGACACAGCAAUACAUCUCUUAGAAGAAAUGCCCCUGAAAGGUUUAACACCUACAGUUGAAACAUACAGUACUAUUUUGGAUGGCUUAUUUCGUACGCGUAGGCUUGAUGAAGCACAUAAGUUUUAUAAGAAGAUGUUAAACAAAGGUGUUAAACUGAAUGUAGUGACAUGCGGCAUCUUGUUGCAUGGACUUUGCUGGAAUGGACUUGUUGGUGAAGCAAUGUCCAUGUUUCACAAGAUGGAGUCAUGUGGCUUAGUUCCUGACAUAUGCAUUUAUAAUAUUCUGAUUAAUGGGUUAUUCAGGGACAACAAGGUUGACAAGGCAAGAAACCUUUAUCAUAAUCUUCUUUUGAAGGGUUUACAGCCUACUGUCAUAACCUACAACAUUAUGAUACAAGGAUUCUGUCAUGAAGGGUUGCUGGAAGAAGCAUAUAAAACACUUUUGGAAAUGGAAGAAAACAAUUGCUUGGCUAAUGGAGUUACAUACAACACUCUUAUUCGCGGCUGCUUUAAGAAUAAGAUGUAUCAUGGAGGUUGUGUGCUUAUAGAUGAGAUGGUUGCUCAUGGUUUCAAAGCAGAUGCCUCUACCGCCUCCAUGCUAUUCGAUUUGCUGCAAUUAAAAGAGCAGGACCCUGCGCUCCUUGCUUUGCAGAAGAAGUUCAUGCCUAUAAUCUUUGGUCAAAAUUUAGUCAAUUUGACCAACACUCGUACUUAUAAUAUAUUGAUCAAUGGUUAUUGUAAGAAGAUGAAAGUAGACACAGCAAUACAUCUCUUAGAAGAAAUGCCGAGGGCAGGUUUAACACCUACGGUUGAAACGUACAAUACUAUUUUGGAUGGGUUAUUUCGUACGCGUAGGCUUGAUGAAGCACAUAAGUUUUAUAAGAAGAUGCUAAAGCAAGGUCUUAAACUAGAUAUAGUGACAUGUCGUACCUUGCUACAUGGACUUUGCUGGUAUGGACUUGUUGUUGAAGCAAUGUCCCUGUUUAACAAGAUGAAAUCAUGUGGCUUAGUUCCUGACAUACAAAUUUAUACUAUUCUGAUUCAUGGAUUGUUCAAGGACGGCAAGGUUGACGAGGCAAGGAACCUUUUUCAUAAUCUUCUUUUGAAGGGUUUACAGCCUGAUGUCAUAUCCUACAACAUUAUGAUACAAGGAUUCUGUCAAGAAGGGUUGCUGGAAGAAGCAUAUAAAAUACUUUUGGAAAUGGAAGAACACAAUUGCUUGCCUAAUGAAGUUACCUACAACACUCUUAUACGCGGCUGCUUGAAGAAUAAGAUGUAUGAUGGAGGUUGUGUGCUUAUAGAUGAGAUGGUUGCUCAUGGUUUCAAAGCAGAUGCCUUUACCGCCUCCAUGCUAUUCGAUUUGCUGCAAUUAAAAGAGCAGGACCCUGCGCUCCUUGCUUUGCAGAAGAAGUUCAUGCCUUGACUACAUCAAUGAGCGAGUUUAUUAAGGAAGCUGGUUUCUCAGGAGAUGCAUACCACCUGUAUAUUACCAAAACUUCAACGAGUGCCACUUGAGUACAUCAAGGAGAGAGUUUAUUAAGAUGCAUCUACCACCUCCAUGCUAUUCAAUUUGCUGCAAUCAAAAGAGCAGGACCCCGCGCUCCUUGCUUUGCAGGAGAAGUUCAUGCCUUGAGUACAUCAAUGAGAGAGUUUAUUAAGAUGGACACUUGGAAUGGUAGCAUUACUGGUUAAUAUUUGUAGCAGUUCUGCAAAAGAAGCACAGAUCUGGUGCAUCAUGGGGAAUGUCAAGCGCAGAAAACCAAGGUGUUAAACUGGAAUAUAGUGACAUGCAGAAUCUUGUUGCCUGGACUUUGCUGAAAUGGACUUGUUGUUGAAGCAAUGUCCGUGUUUCACAAGAUGGAGUCAUGUGGCUAAUUAGUUCCUGAUUUACGCAUUUAUAAUAUUCUGAUUCAUGGAUUGUUCAAGAAUGGCAAAGUUGAUGAAGCAAGAAAUCUUUUUCAAAAUAUUCUUUUAAAGGGUUUGCGCCCUAGUGUCAUAUCUUACAACAGUAUGAUACAAGGAUUCUGUCAAGAAGGGUUGCUGGAAGAAGCAUAUAAAAUACUUCUGGAGAUGGAAGAACAGAGUUGCUUCCCUAAUUAAAUUACGGGCAACACUCUUAUCCCCGGCUGCUUUAGGAAUAAGAUUUAUGAUGGAGGUUGUGUGCUUAUAAAUGAUAUGUCAUAUGUGUGUUCAUGGUUUCAAAGCAGAUGUCUGUACCAGCUCCACGCUAUUUGAUUUGCUGCAAUCAAAAGAGCAGGUCCUGCUCUUUUUGCUUUGCAGAAGAAGUUCAUGCCUUAACUACAUCAAUGAGCAAGUUUAUUAAGAGGUGGAUAACGAGCUGUACGAGACGAGGCAAGUUGGAGAUGAAAGGAGUUGCUUAAAAUUGGAUUUGGACACCGUUUUCCUCGCGUUGUCGAGGCGAGUUCAAUUCUCCUUAUCUACUCCGGAGACGAGUUCUCGCUAUCCCAACUCGUGUACAACUUGGCGAGUUGAGCAAGUUCUAUGAAUUACUACAAUUUUUUUUUAAAUGAUGUAUAUAGCUUACAAAUAUAUCUUUAACUGAUAUAACCUACAAAAAUAAUGUAUACACUCCCUCUGUGUGUCUAGAUUGUUUAACUUAGUGGACGGGGGGCUUGACACACAUUUUAAGAAUCCUGUAAAGUGUAGUUUCACAA